Molecule: messenger RNA, 156 nt
Organism: Pisolithus orientalis
Lineage: Eukaryota; Fungi; Basidiomycota; Agaricomycetes; Boletales; Pisolithaceae
Exons: 1
Source: RefSeq, a predicted model, not a curated record
GAACCAGGAAUAGCCAAGCUUGCCAGUAGCUACAAUAAUCUGUGUCUGCAAAUUGUAGGCCUCAUACACAAGGGAAAAGCUCCCCAGGGGUCAAUAGCACCACUCCUGAUCCCAAGGGACUCUUUGGUCAAACUGGAUGUGGAUGAUGAUAUUUGA